Pezoporus occidentalis (night parrot) is the source of this 1208-nucleotide messenger RNA. RefSeq names its product keratin, type II cuticular Hb4-like. The record is from RefSeq and is a predicted model, not a curated record. Gene Ontology annotation, molecular function: structural constituent of skin epidermis. The transcript is spliced from 7 exons. Gene Ontology annotation, cellular component: keratin filament. Gene Ontology annotation, biological process: intermediate filament organization; keratinization. Lineage: Eukaryota; Metazoa; Chordata; Aves; Psittaciformes; Psittacidae. The coding region runs from base 1 to 1206 and encodes 401 amino acids.
AUGGGCUACUGCGGCUUGGGUUACUUCAGCAGCAGAGGUCUCGAUGGUGCGGCAUGCGCCAGGCCCAGAAUGGCUGUUGGAAGGUGUCCUCCUCUAAGACGUGGAUGUGGCUUUGGUGCAGCUGGCAUGGGGUUUGGCUACAGAGGCUUUGGCCAUGGGGUUGGUGGAGUCUCCAGACCAUGCACUGUCAUACCCAUCACUAUCAACAAGCAACUGCUCCAGCCACUCAGACUGGAACUGGAUCCCAACGUGCAAACGGUGAAGAACCAAGAGAAGGAGCAGAUCAAGACCCUCAACAACCAAUUUGCUUCCUUCAUUGACAAGGUCCGAUCCCUGGAACAGCAGAACAAGGUGCUGGAGACCAAGUGGAGCUUUCUGCAGGGUCAAAAUCACAGCAAGAACACCAUCACGCCCAUGUUAGAGGCUUACAUUGGGAACUUGAAGAAGCAGAUGGAAGCACUGGGGUGCACCAAAGCCCAGUUAGAAACGGACCUGAAAGCAACCCAGCAGCUUCUGGAUACCAACAAGAAAAUGUACAAGGACGAAUGCAGCCAGCGGCCCUGCACCGAGAGCAAGUUUAUUGCCCUGAAGAAGGACAUGGAUGAUGUUUUCUUACACAAAGCAGAGCUGGAAGCCAAGGUGGGAAGCCUGAAAGAAGAGGCUGAAUUCCUGAGAAAGAUCUACAAAGAGGAAACCCAACGGCUGCAGGCCCAGAUCUCUGCUACUUCAGUGGUCAUCAAGAUGAACAAAAGCCAAGAUCUGGACCUGGGUGGCGUCACUGCUGAUGCGAGGGCUCGGUAUGAGGACAUUGCCCGCAAGAGCCGGGCAGAAGCACAAGCCUGGUGUGAAAGUAAGUUCAAGGAGCUGCGAGUUACUGCAGGCAGAAACACUGACAGCCUGCGAGAGACAAAAACCAAGGCAGCUGAGCUGACACGGAAGGUCCAGAGGCUGAAUGGAGAAGUCAAGAGCGCCAAGGACCAGUGCACCAAGCUGGAAGCCGCAAUGGCCAACGCUGAGCAACGUGGGGAGACAUCCAUCAAGAAUGCAAAGCAGAAGCUGUCCGAGCUGGAGGAUGCUCUGCAGCAGACCAAGGCAGACCUGAGCCAGCAGCUCCGCCAGUACCAGGAGCUCAUGAACGUCAAGCUGGCCCUGGAUGUUGAGAUUGUCACCUACAGGAAGCUGCUGGAGGGAGAGGAGAGCAGGUGAGU